This is a messenger RNA of Haliotis rubra (blacklip abalone), 378 nucleotides long. Its product is annotated as barrier-to-autointegration factor-like. The record is from RefSeq and is a predicted model, not a curated record. NCBI's taxonomy places the organism in Eukaryota, Metazoa, Mollusca, Gastropoda, Lepetellida, Haliotidae. Gene Ontology annotation, molecular function: DNA binding. The transcript is spliced from 3 exons.
AAGCACCCGGAUGUGUGUAUAUACGUCUUUGGUCAUUAAACCAAGUAAAAGGUAAAGUCAUCUGAUAUCAAGUCAGGAUGUCGUCCACAACUCAGAAACAACAGAACUUUGUGUCAGAGCCAAUGGGAGAUAAGCCUGUAACUGUUCUACCAGGAAUAGGACCGGUUCUUGUUGAAAGACUCAACGGGGCGGGGUUUGAUAAGGCGAAAGAUGUUCUGGGCAAGUACCUGGUGAUGAAGGAAGAUAAGGAGAGUUUCAAGGGCUGGGUGAAGGACACAUGUGAUGCUAAUUCCAAAUAGGCGGAGGACUGCGCCAAUUGUCUGAAAGACUGGUCUAAUGAUCACGUGUGAGGUGCCUGCCCUGUCAAACUAUGCUUCU